Messenger RNA from Aplosporella prunicola CBS 121167, 975 nucleotides. RefSeq lists its product as uncharacterized. The record is from RefSeq and is a predicted model, not a curated record. The coding region runs from base 73 to 975 and encodes 300 amino acids. Lineage: Eukaryota; Fungi; Ascomycota; Dothideomycetes; Botryosphaeriales; Aplosporellaceae. The transcript has a single exon.
CAGGUCUUUCGUUCUUACCGAAAACCGGGAGAAGAAGAAGAAGAAGAAGAAGAAGAAGAUUCAGUGCAAGCCAUGGCGAACUCAACGACCACACUCCACGGCCCUGGAUCCGAAGGCGUGAAAUUCAACUACCAGUCCCAAAACCUCGGCCUCGACGAGUGGGUCAACCUACUCACGCUCUGCCUCGCCCCCGUACUCGCACACAUCCUAACGGGAUCUCCACGCGCGAUAACCGGCACGACCAGCGACAGCCCUCCCACCUGGCUCGACCGCAUCGCGCUCUCCAACCCGACCUCGAUCGUGUGGCGCUACUACGCGGUGACGGACCGGCGCGUGCGGACGCCGCACUGGAGCGGCGCGGACAUGGUCGCGGCCAACACGGCCAUCUGGUCCGGAUGCGGGUGGCACAAUUCGCAGAGCAGCAGCGCAACAGCGGCUAAAGAAAGCGUCUUCUUCAUCAACGACGGAUUCGCGCAGCAGCAAAAGCGCCGCGUCGCGCUGCUUUCCGUGUCCGCGCUCAAGUCGCUUCUCGUCACCGUGCAGGGCGUGCAGGCCCUCUACGCGGUCGUCGUGAGCUUCCAUGGCCGCCCCUUCCCCCGCUCUCUCGGCACUAUCUUCCUGCCUAUAGCGACGCUGGGCCUCUUCCGCCUGCCGGCUGCGCUCUGGCUUUUCGACGACGCGGGCUCGCCGCAUCGAGCGCUCUACGCGACUUUGCCGUCUUCUGAGCCGUCAACACCAACGCCGGUGCCGGACUGUGAGUCCGAGUCAGAGAACAGACUUGAGCUGGAGCUUGAGCGAUUCCCGCACAACAGCGUCCGCGGCAUACUCGUGCGCCUUUAUUUCGCACUGCAGAUGCUGGGCUUGUUUGGCCUUACGCUGACCCACACUGCUGGCUAUCACUAUUCGCUGUCGUACCUGUUGCAGAACAUUCUGUUUUGCUUCCUUGCUGGAAUUACGGUUGGCGUCAUUUUCUGA